UUGCAGUAGAGAGAGAGAGAGCUAGGGGGAGGAGAAAUGGGAGAUCGUGAUAUAUUCGAAGGACUUCCACCGCCUUCCGCGCCUGCGCCGGCGCCGGUUCCGGCGACGGCGCCACUAGCUGCCGCCAAGGAAGCUUCUACCGUCCCACCUCCUCCGCCUCUUAAAAGCGCACUCAAGCGCAGAAGUUCUCCUGAAUCUCGACCUGAAGGUGUAGCAUCAGGAAAGCGAUUGAGGUUCAAGACGACAACAGAUGCAUCAGAAACACAAGUUAUACAGGCCAUGGAGAAAAUAACCUCACACAUUAAUAAUCCAACUAAAUUUUCCAAGGCAUCAAAGCUUGCUAUACAACUUAUACAGGCGGGAAGUGUGAAGCCUGCGACUAGUGAUUGUUUCUUUGCAAUCCUUGAAGCUGCGAUGUCUUCGCCAACUGCUUGUAAUGCUGUUUCAGUAAGAGCGGAUUAUCAUGCACUAUUCUCAGCAGCACAGGGUGCAGACGUUUUUUUCAGUAAGAAGCAGAGAAAUCAGUUAGCUGCAUGGACAAUAAGAGCUGUGGUGGCAAAUGAUUUGUACACUGACGACAGCUUUGUGUUCUCAAAAGCUACUGGAAGAAUGAAAGAAGCUAUAUCUAAUCUUCCUAUAGCUUCUAAGGAUGAGGAUAUGAAAGAAACUGCUAUAGAGAAGCAGGAAGCAGAUGUGCCUGACAUAACCUCUAUCACUACUUCCAGCGGAAAUGAAAACGAAGAAUCUGAUCCAUUCGGCCUUGAUUCUCUUAUUCCUAGUAGUAGAACAUCGAAGAAAGAUGAAAGAAGCAAGGAAAAGAAAAUCAACGAGGAAGAGGAAGCAACCAUGUUGUUUCUCAAAUCACAAAGAGCAGCCUUGAUGCUUUGCUUGGAGAUUGCUGCACGACGUUAUAAAACUCCAUGGUGUCAAACAUCUAUCGAUAUCCUGGUAAAGCAUGCUUUUGAUAACAGAGUGAGGUUCACAGCAAAUCAAAGAGAUGCCAUUGAGAAACUUUGGGUGUCGAUACAUGAACAACAAACUCGUAGGAAGCAGGGAAAGUCGGUUUCUGGAAAACUAGAUGUAAACGGGUUCGAACUUCUCCAACAGAAAUACGCAAACGAGAAGAUCAGCAUUCGGCACUCUGUAGGAGGGAGCGGGGAUCGUCAAGCCCAGCAAUGGCUUGGUUAAUGCUAGUUUCAUGUUGUUGUUCUUUUUAUGUUAUGUGAAUCACUAGUUGCUUGAUGGGUUUGGGAAUGAAUUGUGUGCCUAUCUAUUUCUUCCAGUGUAGUAUUCAAGACAUUAACAAUGUUGAUUUUAUGUUGUUCAUGGGGAAUUUGUCUAUUAUGAUUUAUGUUAGUGAGACUUUCUACCUUA
Molecule: messenger RNA, 1374 nt
Organism: Impatiens glandulifera
Lineage: Eukaryota; Viridiplantae; Streptophyta; Magnoliopsida; Ericales; Balsaminaceae
Exons: 5
Coding region: 37-1188 (383 amino acids)
Source: RefSeq, a predicted model, not a curated record